AUGUCCAGCGCACGGCCUCUUUGGGCCGAUGGUGACCCCGAGGAGUUGGCUCUUGCCUUCUUCGCAAGGACGGAAGAAACAGGCAAGAGACUGGGAAGGCGACACUACAUGCGUUUCUUAGCAGCCAUCUCGAGUGCAUCAGUUCACAACGCGUGGAUGCAAGCUACGUCGCCUGGCGGCGAUCUUGUCGCGCAACUGAGCAACAUCUUGCAAACUGCCCAAGCAGCUGAGCGCCUUAUCACGUCCGCGUUGCCGCCCGAACUCGACGAUGACGAUGAUGGGAACGAAUCCGAUGAGGGCAGCAGCACCAGCAGCAGCACCAGCAAAAUGGCCGACGCACCUAGCGAAGGCACCGCAGGCGCGCAAAGCGCCGAUGACGAACCCCCCUUGAGCGGCUUAAAAGCUGCUGUUAACGUGCUCCUCGGCGCAGCUGGCCGUGCUGCUGGCCGUGCGGCUGCUGCGGCUGCUGACAACAGUGGUGCUUCUUGUGUUGGGGAUGGUGGUGGUGGUGAUGGUGGCGGCCCCGCCGUCCGCAGCCGUGACUCGCCCAACAGAGCUCCCGCAGAGCUCCCGGCUUCACCGCGCCGCGUUUCCAGCUGCGCCCACGGGCCCCACUCCCGCCUGCUCCUCCUCACCAACGAAUUAUUGGACAGCAUCUUGACGUUCCUGGACGGCUGCAGCGCUGCCUCCGCCGCCGCGGCCUGCCGGCGCCUCCGCGCCGCGCACAACCGCCUGCACUACUUCGACUUGUCGCCGGCCUUCCGCACGUACUUGGCGGCGCUGAUCGCCCUCCGGGAGGAGAACGAUUUUUUGGAUGGCUCCCUGGAGUCGGAGUUCGUCGCCAACUUUCCGCUCGACGGCAGCCCAGUGUGCGGCGUCGACCUUUCGGACGACGCGUUCAGGCGGCGCAUGACGGCGGCUAUGCCCGACGUUGAGCAGGUCUUCGCGCUGUUGGCGGCGCCUGGUGACAGAUCACUGGAGGAGUUUCGGUCUUCGAUUGCUCAUGCUGGGCAGCAACGGCCCCAGCCGCCCCACGUGCAGAGCUCCCCGCUAGCCGCAUUCAGUAACUCCAAACCGCCGGGCCCGACGAGCAUUGCGGCGGCAGCCGGCGGCGGCAGCGGCGGCGGCAGCCAUGGCGGCAGUGGUGCUGGAGGCACCGGGUUGGCUUCUUGGCUCGUCAAUGCCAUGUGCGACGUACAUGAGAUUUCGAACAUGCCCGCUGGUCGCAUGUGCUGCGACGGAGACCUCCUGGUGCUCGCUAGCGGGUACGACAGCGGCGGCGGCAGAAACUGCGCGAGGAUGCCACCGCCGCUGUCAUCACCGCCGGCGGCGGCGGCACUCGGGGCUCGCUCGCCGCCGUCAUCGGGAGUCGUCGUUACUGCGUUGACGCUCGGACGGGGGCCUUACGUGCAGUACGACGGGGUGGCCCAAUAUAACGUCAGCGCCGGUCGGUCUUUUUCUUCGUCUGGGCCGCCGUACGCCGUACAGCUUUGCGCUGACAGCACGAAUGGCUUGGUGUGGGUGGCAUCGAACGAGGGCGGCGGGGUUAUCCGAGGCUUUCGGGCACCGGCUGAGUCGCCGUCGUCAUCGCUGCCACUCGCCAGCGGCGGCCGCCGCCGCGAUGGUGGCGGUCGCGGCGGCGGUGAUACGGCACUCCAGUACGUUUUGUACGGCAAUGUUUCGGGUCUUGGUGGCAGCCCGGCUGGGGUCCAUGUGGUGGGGGAGCGACUCGCCUUUGUGACGAGUAGCGGAGCAGUUCAGUUUUGGAACCUGGCCAGCACACUGCGACCUGGCGGCCAAAUGGCUUCUUGGGCUCCUGGCAGCCGCGGCGGCGGCGCCGUCGCCGCCGCCGAGGACUACGCCGCAGGCCGCGGCGAUGAUGCCGACACUGACAUGUACGACAACGAUGACGAUAUCUUGUUCGGAGAAGGAGACGAAGACGAUGAGGACUUCAGGAAGGGGCGUCCGCCGCAUAGGUGGUGUCGGCGGAGUGGAUAUGCUGCCACCGUCGUACAUAAUGUACGACCACACGUCAUCAGCACGUUGCCGCUUCCGUCACCCCGUGGCGAUCCUUCACCUUUGAGUUUACUCACGAGCCUAUCGGCGGACACGGAGCCCAUGGCGGCGGCCCAUGACGGUGACGGCGACGGCGGCCCGAUCUGUCUCACACGGCUACUGUACGACGGCACAGCUCCUACGGCGCCAAUCCUUGUGGCAGCACUGACCGGAAAUAUAGUCGUGUCGUACGACCUGGAGACGCUGCGUGUCAAGCAACAGCUACUUGGGCACCUGUACGGCAUAACGGACAUUGCCGUACCGCCGAGUGCCUGGCGGCAGUCGGACCUGUUUGCGACGUGUGCUCGCUCCGGCGAUGUGAAGCUGUGGGACGUGCGUACGAAGUGCGGCUCGGCGGCGGUGACGCUGACGAACGGCGAAACGGCGCCGCUGAACUCGGUAGUGCUCGCCAGUGCCAGCGGCGGCAGCGGCGGCGGCGACGGCGGCGGUCGAGGGCAACUUGGCGGCGGGAUGAUUUGCUUUGCAGGAGAUCCUCUGCAGCUAUCGACCGGCAACACGCAAGUCAUCUCCCUCGCCUGGCAUGGAUCCAGAAACAGCCUCCUCGCCGCGUGUGAGAGCAAAUGGGAGAGUGUACACGGUACCCACAGCCCCCAGGACUGGAAGCUGGUUCGCGUUGACGGGGGCCUUGGUGUCGGCGGCGGCGGCGGCGGCGGCAGCUUCGGGAUGGUGGGAGGCUGUGGUGCUGUUGGCGGCGAUGCUCUCAACCUUCUUGCAGCCGGCGGCACCGCAGCCACCACCGCCGCUGCAGCUGCCGCUGCCGCUGCCAGUACGGAUCGCCAAUACUAUUGGCCAGCUCGCGCGAAGCACCUCCAUGGCGAUUUCGGAGCCUACUUCAACCUGGCUCGCUCCUGCGUGUUGCGCUACAGGUUCUCCGAACACGCCGGUCGCUGCGUCCCCGCCAGCUCCUCCCCGCGGUUUGAGGCGGGCUGGGCGACCUCCUCCGGCUGA
Molecule: messenger RNA, 3024 nt
Organism: Volvox carteri f. nagariensis
Lineage: Eukaryota; Viridiplantae; Chlorophyta; Chlorophyceae; Chlamydomonadales; Volvocaceae
Exons: 8
Coding region: 1-3024 (1007 amino acids)
Molecular function (GO): protein binding
Source: RefSeq, a predicted model, not a curated record